CUUCUUUUGUCUCUAAGCCUCUCUGUUUUUUUUUUUUUUCCUGCCGCCAAAAACAAAGACCAACAUUCGAAGAAACUUCUCUGGAUCGUAACAGUUUAAACCUUAAUGGCUCUGUCUUUUGGAUACUUACAAAGAGACAACAGUUUCAAGAAAGACUCUAAAGAGUGUGAAACACCAAGAAUUCUGAAAAGCCCAGUAAAUAUGUAUCUGGAGAAGACUUUAUCGUUCAAGGAUUUGGUCGAUCAGGGGAAGAAUUACAGAGAUGAAACUCUUGGGGUCAAAACGAGAAAAGGUAUAAACUUAAAGGGUCCUAAGCCAGACAACAUGAUUCUUGAGAGGAGUCUCUCGUUCACGAGUCUAGUCCAGGUGGAGCACAGAGAAGAAGAAGAAGACGAAAGAGGAUCCUCUCCGAAACGAAGGAACAGGGGUAAAAUGGGAAUUUUGGGGUGCUUAACGGCGUUAAGUGUACCACAACCAAAGCCGUUUUGGUCUCCGAGAUCGUCGACAGAACUUGACGCUGCCGCCGUUACGUUGCAAAAGGUUUACAAAAGUUAUCGAACGCGUAGAAAUCUUGCUGACUGCGCAGUCGUUGUUGAAGAGUUAUGGUGGAAAGAAUUGGAAUUAGCAACGUCAGAACCGAACCGAACCAAUGAGAAACCGGAGACGGCUGUGUCAAGGUGGGCAAGAGCUGGAAUCAAAGCAGCAAAGGUAGGGAAGGGAUUGUUGAAAGAUGAUAAAGCCCAGAAACUAGCAUUGCGACAUUGGUUAGAAGCCAUUGAUCCACGUCAUAGGUACGGACAUAAUUUACACUUAUACUAUGAUGUUUGGUCAGGAAGCGAGAGUACUCAGCCAUUUUUCUUCUGGUUAGACAUUGGAGAUGGCAAGGAAGUGAAUCUCACCAAAUGUCCAAGAACUCUUCUUCAACGCCAGUGCAUCACUUACCUUGGUCCGAAAGAGAGACAAGCGUACCAAGUGGUAGUGGAAGGAGGGAAACUAGUCAACCGACAAAACAAGAACCUCGUGGAGACCAUCGAAGGAACCAAAUGGAUUUUCGUCUUGAGCACGACGAGAAAAUUGUACAUUGGUCAGAAACAAAAAGGUCGGUUUCAGCAUUCGAGUUUUCUUUCAGGCGCCGCCAUCACUGCCGCCGGUAGAAUUGUCUCUCACGGUGGAGUUGUAGAAGCUGUGUGGCCGUACAGUGGUCAUUAUCUCCCGACGGAAGAGAAUUUCCGUGAAUUUAUCGGUUUCUUAAAAGAUAACAAAGUUGAUCUCACUAACGUCAAGCUCAAUGCCAUUGACGACGAUAAUCAUAUGGUCUCUAACGACGGAAGCACUAAGCCGUCAAAAUCUGACGGUCGUGAUGAAAUUAAGACCGUCGCGGUUGAUCCUACGGUAAAGAGUUUACCGGAACGAAAACGUUUUUCGUGCAAGUGGAGUACUGGAAAUGGGCCUAGGAUUGGCUGUGUGCGGGACUACCCUAUGGAUCUGCAGACGCGGGCGCUUGAGCAAGUCAACCUUUCUCCUCGUGUGGUCAACGGAACGAUGGGUUUAUUUGGCCCAAUACCUUCGCCAAGACCAAGCCCAAAGAUUCGAGUCUCUCCUAGGCUAUCUUGCAUGGGACUUCCAAGUCCGAGGAACUAAUUUUUCCUUCUUUUUUUUGGCUAAUCAGAUCAUUUUGAGAUCUUUUGAGUAUUCUUUUUUUUUGUUUUAACUCCCUUAAUUCUUUGAAAGAGUACGACUUGUACUCAUUUCUGUUUUUAAAUAAUUUAUUUCUACUUUUUUUUGAGGUGUAUAACCUUGUACUAUUUACUUUGUAACUUUACA
Messenger RNA from Thlaspi arvense, 1824 nucleotides. NCBI's taxonomy places the organism in Eukaryota, Viridiplantae, Streptophyta, Magnoliopsida, Brassicales, Brassicaceae. The record is from the annotation of a GenBank genome assembly.